This is a messenger RNA of Pseudomyrmex gracilis, 2545 nucleotides long. RefSeq lists its product as uncharacterized. Lineage: Eukaryota; Metazoa; Arthropoda; Insecta; Hymenoptera; Formicidae. The transcript has 10 exons. The record is from RefSeq and is a predicted model, not a curated record. Gene Ontology annotation, biological process: regulation of DNA-templated transcription. Bases 1068 to 2456 code for a protein of 462 amino acids. Gene Ontology annotation, molecular function: protein binding.
GAAGAUAAAGAGAAGAAGCAAAGAGAAAAAACGCUGAUUUAAAGAGCCGAUAGAAUCAGAAAGAGAGAGAGAAAAAAAAUCAAGAAUACAUGAAGAAAUACACGAAGGAGGAAUGGAGAAUUGAAAGAGAUUCCUCACGAGAUAAAGGAAUGAGGAGGUAAAACGCGUCUUAAGGGAGGAGAAGAGACGUGACACCCUCGUAACACAGCCCCGGAGAACGGAGAAGAGACGAAUGUUGAAAAGUUGAAGAGAAUCGCGGAGAAACGGGGAAACACACAGAGGAGGCGGUGAAACAGCGAUCUCGAGAAUCGAACGGAGAGAGGUGGAGGAGAGAAAGAGCGUGCGAAUGGUAGGAAAGUGCGCGUGUGUGUUUGUACGUGCCGCGCGCGAACGUACACCAUCAUCGAACCUCCGAGAGUGGCGGCCACGCCGCCGAUUUCUCGGAGAGAGAACGGGAAGGUGGGGGUCCUUCGGUGUGUGUGUAUAUACCCCGGCCACAGGCCGUGUUAGACGCCGCCGUUGGUCGUGUACAACAGCCUUCGCAUUCUUCGGAGAAGUGAAAGCAGUUUCAGGGAAAUUCUGGUGGCGACCGAGCACAGGCAUUCGUUCGUUCGUAUUUCGCGUACGCUUCGUUCGUAAAGCCGAAAGCGGAGAAUUGGUCGCUCGUGUGUUUGUUUUCUCCGCGCUUUGGUCAAAACCGCGGAAUAAUCGAAUUCAAGCGCGCUAAACGAAUUCGAUCGAGAGAGUCUGGGGGGGGGAAAAAAAAAAAACCAAAUCUUUCCCUUGUCUUUUUUUUUUCCACCAGACAGUAUCUCGAGAUUUUGUUACGAAACGGUAAAUAAUUUUCUGUGAACGUACACGCAGAAACGAGAGACGUUAUGCGCGCGUCGUACGCGCGAAACAGAUGGCGAGUUAUUAUUCGUACGCGAUUUUGUGCCCCGCGGUGAGAUAAUGGACAAGCGCCAUGAGGCACCCGCUGCUACUACGUGGAGAACCGUGUUGCGAAAUCGUCGUCACAGGAGAAUAGAAAAUCGUUGUGCUUAUGAUUAAAUAUCAAGUCGCACAAAAUGGUGUCGAGACGGAAGAUACUUUCGCGCUCGCGAGAUAAUCUCGUGGAAUCGCAGUACGAGGAUCAAGACGAGGAAGACGUGUGGUAUAAUUUGGACAAAUUGUACAAGGAUCACAUACAGGAAGUCUUAGACAAAUGGAAUCAAAUAGACGACGAAAUUUGGGCGAAGGUAAUUGUUUUCGAGAGAAACAGACGAGUCGCGAAAGCGUACGCCAGAGCGCCCGUUCUGACGAUAAACGGCUCGAACGACGGAUUCGACGGAUUCAGGAUAGGACUUUGUGGAUUUGACAAUCCCAUGCGGGAUCCGAAAACGGAAGAGGCGAAACGUCACAUUAAUCAGGGUGUGAAGAUAAAGAUGGACGAGCAGGGCAACAUUCUCAUCAAGAGAUUGUGCAAGAACAACGUGUACGUCAAAUCGACGAAUCAGGAGGACAACGCGAUCGGUUCGGAGAUCAUACGGAAUUCGCAGGGCGCGCUCGAGCACGAGAAACCCGGAAAGCUGUUCGAUAUGAAUAAAUUCCAAACGAAUCUAUCGCGAGAAACACGGAGAGCUUACCCGGACAGACGACGAUUGGAGAUGCAAUGUCUGAGCGCGAUAAUAUUCGUGAGAACGGAAGCCGAUUUGCUUCAGUGUCCGGUCUGGGUGCUCAUCGUCAAUGUAGUCGGACUGGAUAUGCUCAAAUCGAAGCUCCCACCAGUUUUAGCGCUCCAAAGGCCGGUGGACAUAAAGAAUAGACCUAGAAUACCAAUUCCGGACGAAGAUCCCUACAGCGUGGCCGGCGUGUCGUCCGUAGGUCCUAGCGAAAUAAUGUCAACGGACAGAGAUUCACGGGAGCAGAUCUACGUGCAAUCAACGAGUUACCAGCAGCGCCGCGCGGAAAAACCACCGAAAUUGCCUCCUAGAGAGAAUCUCUACGGCCAUGGUAUUCCCAAACCUGACUACGACGAUAUAGAGGACGAUUACAGCAGAGCGAUAAAACAUCCCAUAAUGAACGAUGAGAAGCGAAGUAAACACGACGAUAGAAAAAAAUAUGACGAUCCGUAUUAUUGCGGUUUGCGAGCGCGCGUGCCCAAUUUUGUGAAAAUGGCGAGAAACGGUCAGAGUAAAGUAACGGGACCGCCGCCUCCUCGAGGACAUCCCAGGACACAGCCGGCGCCGUCCUACGCGGGCGCCGCGUACGCUAGUAGUCAAUCCUCUCAAAUAUACGGACAUCUACCUGCACAUCGGCCACCCAUUAUGUAUCAUGCCAGAAGCUUCGAAAGCGGACUUGAUUCGGACAUCAGGAACGAGUCACCGUACAACCACAUAUACGGAAGGUUACCGAUCCCAACAAGAGGCGUAAUACCUCCGACUCCGCGUGCUAUGUAUAUUGGAGAGUGGGAUUAGAUGUAAGAAAAAUAUCUCUUUAGCGUUUUGUACUUAUAAGCUCUGUAUAUUGUUAAUAUACCACAUAAAUACUCAUAUUUUUUAUGCUA